Molecule: messenger RNA, 1710 nt
Organism: Hansenula ciferrii
Lineage: Eukaryota; Fungi; Ascomycota; Saccharomycetes; Phaffomycetales; Wickerhamomycetaceae
Exons: 1
Coding region: 1-1710 (569 amino acids)
Biological process (GO): peptidyl-lysine monomethylation
Cellular component (GO): nucleus
Molecular function (GO): protein-lysine N-methyltransferase activity; protein binding
Source: RefSeq, a predicted model, not a curated record
AUGAGUAAGCUAGAAUCAUUGGUUUCAUGGGCAAAAGACCACGGUGCUUUAAUCCAUCAAGAUGUCUCAUUUGAACAAACCGAAUUAGGUGUAUCAGCUAUAUAUAAAGGUUCAGGACAAUAUGAUAAUUCUUCAAAUCUUUUCCAAAUACCACAAAGUAUAACUUUAACUCCAACACUUGCAGAGGAAAUAUUUGGUUCAGAUUUAAUUCCUAAGGGGAAUAGAAAUGCUUUGACUCAACUUUUAUUAGCAAAAUUAAGAUUUGAUCCACAAGAGUCUAAAACUGAUUCAAUUAAUUUAUCAUCACAUUUCAAACCAUAUCUUGAUAUAUUACCUGAAGGUCAUGAUACUUUAUCGCCUUUAUUCUGGAGUGAUGUCGAAAGAAAUACAAUCAAAGGUACAGAUGCACAUUUAGCUAUUGAUUAUAAAAUCUCACAAUUAGUUGAUGAAUGGUAUUCAAUUGUUUCUAAAAUUGAUUCAAAAUUCCAACCAAAGACAUUCCAAGAAGAUAUAUCAUUUUAUAAAGGUUUUACAAAAGGAAAAAGUGAACAAUUUUGGAAAUAUUUAAACUUACCACAAUCUUGGACAAGUUUCCCAGCUUAUUUAUGGGCUUCUGCAAUCUUUAAUUCAAGAGCCUUCCCAUUCUUAUUAGCUGGUAAUGAAAUAUGUAGAGAUUUGAAUGAGGCUUUCCUUGUUCCAAUUUUUGAUUUAUUAAACCAUGAUAAUGAAGCUAAUGUUAAAUGGGACUCCUUGGACUCUUCAAAUGGCAAAAAUUUUAUAUUUAAAACUGAACAAAAAUUAAAAAAUGGUGAUGAAAUUUAUAAUAGUUAUGGACCAAAAACAAAUCAAGAAUUAAUGUUUGGUUAUGGUUUUGCUAUUGAAAAUAAUAAAGAAGAUCGUGCUACAUUAGCAUUAAGAAUCCCAGAGGCAAAUAUUGAAUCUGCAAACACAUUUGGAUUAAAAUUAACAACAAAUGAAGUUUCUUAUCCAAUCACAAAGGAAAACCCAUUACCAACUCCAUUAAUUGAUCUAUUUGCAUACUUGGUUAAAUCAGAUGAAGAAACCAAAAUCACUUUGAGAAAUAGAUUAGAAGGUUUACAACAAUUACAAAAAAUCAUUCAACAAAAGAUUGAUUUAUUGAAAAACUUAAAAAAUGAAGGUGUUGAAAAUGCACAAAUUAUUAAAAUUGCAAAAAUCUAUAAAAAUUCUCAAAAAGUAUUUUAUCAAUUAACAUUUGAAGAAAUUACUAAACAGGAAAAAUCAUUAUUGAAAAAAUAUAAACCAUUAUCUUUUAAAUCUAUUUAUAAACAAGACAAAACAUUUGCCAAUAGUUUAUUAUUAAUCUUUGGUAUAACAGAUUAUGAACAAUUAGCUAAAUCAGAUGAUGUUGAUCGUGCUUUAUUACUAUGGAUAAUUCGUGUUGGUAAUAAACCACAUUAUACAACAGAUAAACAAUCUCUUCCAGAUUGGAUUCAUAAAAAAUAUCAAACAAUAGCUUCAAAAUUAUCAGUUUCAAGAGAAGAUGUUAUAGAAUAUAAAGAUAUUUAUAAAGCUUUAUUCCCAGCUCUUGAAACCAAGAUUCCAGAAGUUUAUGGGAAAGGUGAUUGGAGUAUUAAAAGUUUUAUUACUGCUGGUAAAGUUAUUGCUGAUAUAAGUUUUACAAGAUCUUCAAAUAAUGAAAUUUUCUUAAUUGAAAAGAUUGAAUUAUAG